Acaulospora morrowiae is the source of this 139-nucleotide messenger RNA. The record is from the annotation of a GenBank genome assembly. Lineage: Eukaryota; Fungi; Glomeromycota; Glomeromycetes; Diversisporales; Acaulosporaceae.
CUGGGCGACGCCACAUGAAUCACAUCGACUCCCAAGCGAUUACCACGUUUCUCAUCUUAUCUCAUUUGGGCCCCAGCAAAAUUCCUUCUUAUUUUCCCAAGCGGUUCGCCCCAACAAAACCAUUCGAAUCAUUCAUUAA